GACGGCGGCCGGCAGGGGCCAAGUUUUUCUUGGGGUGCCCGCCGCCGCCAGUGCAGCUGUGCUGGGCAGUCGCUCCCCGGUCCUCCGUCCUGCCGCCGCCGCCGCCCGGCCAUGGAGCUGUGGCAGGUGCCGCUGCUCUUCUCGCGGCUGCCUAUGUUCCCCUUCUUCGACCUGGCGCACUAUGUGGCUUCCGUCAUGGCGCUGAAGGAGCAGCGGGGAGCUGUGGAAGUGUCAGUCCAAAGUCCAGUUGCCUGCUGGUUUAGUGCUAUGCUUUAUUGCUUUGGUGGUUCAGUUUUAUCUUCGUUGAUGCUUGCAGAACCUCCAGCAGCAUUUCUGGCAAAGGGCACAAAUAUUCUACUGGCAUCUUCAGUCUGGUAUCUUGUGUUUUACUGCCCACAAGACAUAUUCUACCGGUGCUUUGCCUUUCUGCCUCUUCGGCUUCUGGUUGCAGGAAUGAAAGAAGUGACUAGGACUUGGAAGAUAACAGCUGGUGUUGCACAUGCAGACAGUCACUUCAAAGAUGCCUGGCUUGUCAUGGUAGCUGUGGGCUGGGCCAGAGGAGCUGGUGGUGGACUAAUUUCCAACUUUGAGCAGCUGGUGAGAGGAGUGUGGAAACCUGAAACCAAUGAACUACUGAAGAUGUCCUACCCUGUGAAGGUAACUUUGAUAGGAGCAGUUCUUUUCACCCUGCAACACAGCCAGUACUUGCCAAUAACAAGACACAACCUCAUGUUUUUAUACACUGUCUUUCUUGUGAUCUCCAAGGUAACAAUGAUGUCGACAAGAUCUGCAACUUCUCCAUUUGCUCCCUUUGAGGCUGCAUUAGGCCAUAUGUUCUUUGGCUUGCAAAAGACACCAUACAAAGUGAAGGGUGAAGGUGCCGCAUCUUCCAAUGGUUCUUCAGUCUGUGACCGGUCUUCUUCUGAACAGCACCAUGAUGGUGUUAAGAAAAGACAGGCAAAGAAAACAGAAUAAGUGGCUUAAAAUCCUUGAUGGUCAUAACCUUUGAAGAUGUUUGUAUUUCAGAUUAGGCUGGCUGAGAAAAUUGUUUAAAGAAAUGCAUGUGAGGAGAGAACAGGGCUGUAUGCUAUUGUGUUGUUGUUUGCCUUCGGAAUGUGUUUUGUAAGCUACUGUUCAGAUGUCUAAAUGCACAUGUUGGAUUUGUAAGUUAAAAACUAUAAAUUUUUAUAGUGGUUAUAAUUUACUAAAUUUUGUAUUUAUCAUAACUUUUAAGUGCUUACAUGCUAAAAAGAUAGUUUCAAAAUGUGACAAUCAGCUUUGUUAUUUUUUCUGAUAUUAUCACUUGUUUCACCUCUUCCUACCCGCCCCCCCCCCUCCCCCCCCCCCAAUUCUUAUGUUUCAUUUAGAUAGCAGGGAUUUGCACUGCCAAGUGUUCACAGUAGCAUGUCCCAAAUAAGAAGGUCAUCAUCUAAGUAAGGCUUAAUCACAUUGCACUGUAAAACUGUGACAAUGUACCAAACUAAUGCCUUUAACUAGAAAAAUAACCGAAUUACUGUUGUAA
This is a messenger RNA of Aquila chrysaetos chrysaetos, 1522 nucleotides long. RefSeq names its product transmembrane protein 38B (gene TMEM38B). Lineage: Eukaryota; Metazoa; Chordata; Aves; Accipitriformes; Accipitridae. Gene Ontology annotation, cellular component: membrane. The record is from RefSeq and is a predicted model, not a curated record. The coding region runs from base 112 to 975 and encodes 287 amino acids. Gene Ontology annotation, biological process: potassium ion transmembrane transport. The transcript is spliced from 6 exons. Gene Ontology annotation, molecular function: potassium channel activity; identical protein binding.